UAUGUGUGCACAUGUAUGUGUGUAUGUAGGUGUGUAUUUUUAGGAUUCUGGGCGGACCGGACCCCCCUCCACGAGGCCGCGUCCCACGGCCGGGCCCUGCAGCUGCAGCAGCUGAUGGAAGGGGGGGGGGCGUCGGUCAACGUGGUGACGGUGGACGACGUCACGCCGCUCCACGACGCCUGCAUCCAGGCUCGUCCCGGCUGUGCCCGGCUGCUGCUGGAGGCCGGAGCCCAGGUGGACGUCCGGACCGUCCAUGGGAGCACCCCCCUGUGUCACGCCUGUGGUUCUGGCAGCCUGGACUGUGUCAGGCUGCUUCUGGAGUACGGGGCCAAUGUGAACCCGUCCCUCACAGCCCUCACCGCCUCGCCCCUCCACGAGGCCUGCAUACAAGGUAACGUUGCCGUAGUGAGGCUGAUGAUAGCCAGCGGCGCCAGGCUGGAGGCCUACCACGUCCACUUCGGUCCCCCGCUCCACGUCGCUUGUGCCAAGGGACACGUGGACUGUGUCCAGGAGCUGCUCCAUGCAGGUGCCAGGGUGAACUCGGCGAGGUUCCACGAGGUGGCGCUGCACCACGGCCGGGUGGGGACGGUGGACCUGAUCGAGCUGUUGGUGGAUUUCGGGGCCGAUGUGAACGCCAGAGACACCCUGGAACGGAAGCCCGUGGACUACGCCACCCCCGCGUCCCCCGCCCACACCUGCCUCACGUUUCACGAAGGAAAUACUCUGAGCCUGCAGCAGCUCUGUCGAAUCGCCGUGAGGCUGCGGCUCGGCACCAAAGCCCCGGAGGUCAUAGGUCAGCUGGACACGCCCCGCCGCAUCCACAGCUACCUCCGGUACCGUGAUCCUCCUGCAGGACUACACCGGGACACAUGUGACAACGCUGCCUUAACCCCGCCGGCUGGUGCUGGCGAGAGAACCGAGGUGCACCAGGCGGCGUCCCUCGGCCAGACGUCCCAGCUGCAGCGUCUCAUCCGAAGCGGGGGCGGUCACGUGGUGGCGGUGGACUCCAUCACGCCGCUGCACGAGGCCUGCGUCCGGGGACAGGCCCAGUGUGUCCGGCUGCUGCUGGACGCCGGAGCCCAGGUGGACGCGAGGAACGUGGACGGCAGCACCCCGCUGUGUGACGCCUGCUCAGCCGGGAGUCUGGAGUGUGUCCGUCUUCUGCUGGACCACGGGGCCAAGACCAACCCCGCCCGCCCUCAACGCCCGCACCGCUCCCCCCUCCACGAGGCCUGCAUGGGGGGGAACUCUGAGUGUGUGAAGCUGCUGAUCGCCACGGGUGCUCGCCUGGAGGCGUACGACCUUUACUACGGGACCCCGCUACACGUAGCGUGUGCUAACCAACACACACACUGUGUUAAGGAGCUGCUCAAUGCAGGUGCUAAGGUGAACGCCGCCCGGCUACACGAGACGCCGCUGCACCACGCUGCUAAGAACACCCAGGUGGAGAUGGUGAAGAUGCUGGUGGAGUUCGGGGCCAACGUCCACGCCCGAGACCAGCACAACAGGAGACCCGUGGACUACGCCGCGCCCGGGUCGCCCUCGGCCACCUGCCUCCACUUUUACGAGACCACCCCCAUGACCCUGCAGCAGCUCAGCAGGCUGGCGGUGAGGAGGACGCUGGGCACCAGAGCUCUGGGGGUCAUGGGUCAACUCCACGUACCCAAGCUCCUCAUCCGCUACCUGUGCUACCAGUAACCCCGAGGACCACCGAUGGGGGGACUCUCAAAGAGCUGCAAACCACAGCAAAGGUGCCACGGCUUUAGUAGACAUCAGUGUUUAGUCAGAAGCACAAGGUUUCUCUUCAAAGCUACACUUUGACCCCAAGACUUGGCUAGCUCAAAGUCCCAGGGGGGGUGAGAGAGACGAGGAUCCCAGCUCCCAAGUCCUGGAUUUGCCCAAAAUGUCAUUCUCUAUUGACUUGUCGUCCGGUUCUGGAUCUGGAUCGUGGAUCUUUUGAGAUGCAAACAUACCGACACAUGCAUAGGAAAUGAUAAUCCUAAAAUAGAAGCUCCAAAUGGUCUCCUUAACAGCAGCUUCUUGUGGAAAAAGCCGCUCUCAGCACUGGAAACCAUCCCAGUCUCUAUUUCGGGUUGAUAAACAAGAGGAUUUUAAAAGGUCUUUGCAGCAUAUACAGUACAAGUCUUAACAGCAUUUAAUGUCUAAAUGAAUAGAAGCGUAACUUACACUACAA
This is a messenger RNA of Etheostoma spectabile (orangethroat darter), 2194 nucleotides long. RefSeq names its product serine/threonine-protein phosphatase 6 regulatory ankyrin repeat subunit A-like. The record is from RefSeq and is a predicted model, not a curated record. Gene Ontology annotation, biological process: positive regulation of protein catabolic process; protein ubiquitination; intracellular signal transduction. Lineage: Eukaryota; Metazoa; Chordata; Actinopteri; Perciformes; Percidae. Gene Ontology annotation, molecular function: protein binding.